UGUUCAUCGAUCGAAAUCAACAUUGAAGAAAGUCUUUACAAAAGAGGGGCAAAAAAAUUGCCAAGGGAGGGGUUUGGCCAAACUGAUAAAAAGGGAAGGAAGACUCGAUUGGGUGACGUUUUUUGUGCAUCUGCGGAAAGAAGAACAAUUGUGAAGUGAAAAUUUUUUUUUAUACCUCCUUUUUUUUAGUACUUUUUCAUCAUGGAGGCGAUACCAAUGACAAAUACGUUUUUCCCGACGGCGAUUUUUUAUCCGUUGUUGAUUCUCGUCACUGUUUUGACUGCGGUUUAUUAUUAUAUCGAAACUUCGAGAAUUGUGAGACUUGGAAACAAACUUCCUGGGCCACCCACUGUUCCCUUUUUUGGAAACGCUUUGUUGGCAGUGAGAGUGCAGCCUAAAGACAUUUUGCAAAAAGCACUUGAAUACGAUUAUUACGGAAAUGUGGUUCGAGCUUUUUUGGGUCCAAAACUAGUGGUCUUUAUCAUGGAUCCUCGAGAUAUUGAGAUUAUCCUGAGCAGUCAUGUUCACAUCGAUAAAUCACCCGAAUAUAGGUUUUUCAAACCCUGGUUGGGUGAGGGUCUUCUGAUAAGUACUGGAGAAAAAUGGAGAACUCACAGGAAAAUUAUUGCCCCCACUUUUCACCUAAAUGUGCUAAAAUCUUUUGUCCCUCUAUUUUAUGAAAAUAGCAGAGAUCUCGUUUUGAGGCUCAAAAAAGAAGUUGGCAAAGAAUUUGAUUGCCAUGAUUAUAUGUCUGCUAUCACGGUCGAUAUUUUAAUGGAAACUGCAAUGGGCCUCCGAGGAGCAGAAAAAGAAAAAACUGGUUUUGAUUAUGCCAUGGCUGUUAUGAAAAUGUGCGACAUUAUUCAUCGAAGACAGUACGACAUCCUGUUAAGAAUCGAUGCACUCUUCCAAUUUACAAAUUUUGCAAAACAGCAGGGAAAACUUUUGGAUACCAUUCACACUCUCACGUCUCGAGUCAUUAAAAAAAGGAAAGCUGAAUUUUUAGCGAGAGGCGAGAUUUCUGCAGUCGAGAAGGAAAAACGAAAGGAGGAAUUAAAAAAAAUGAUCCAAAAUGCAAGAUCUGAAAAGAACAAGAAGAAUAAUGCUAACAUCCACUAUGUAAGGGAUGAUCUUGACGAAAUUGACGAAAAUGACGUUGGUGAAAAAAGAAGACUUGCUUUCCUAGACCUUUUGUUGGAAUUGGCAAGAGAUGGUGCAAAACUGUCUGACGAAGAAAUUAAAGAGGAAGUUGACACGAUUAUGUUUGAGGGACAUGAUACGACAGCUGCAGGGUCCAGUUUUGUGCUUUGUGUCUUGGGAACUCACCAAGAUAUCCAAGCUCGUGUUUAUGAAGAGCUGGAUGAGAUUUUUAAGGGUUCAGAUAGGCCUUGCACUUUCCAAGACACUUUGGAAAUGAAAUAUUUGGAAAGAGUGAUUUUGGAAACUCUCAGAAUGUUCCCUCCAGUUCCUGCCAUUGCCAGGCAAAUUAAUGAGGACGUGAGAUUAGUUUCUGGAGACUAUGUUCUUCCUGAGGGAUGCACAGUUAUUAUUCCACCCUUCAAAGUUCAUCGAUUGGAUGAAUACUACCCCAAUCCGGAAGUUUUUGAUCCUGACAAUUUCCUGCCUGAAAAAAUGCAAAAUAGGCAUUAUUAUUCAUACAUUCCAUUCAGUGCUGGACCGAGAUCCUGUGUGGGAAGAAAAUAUGCCAUGCUGAAGUUGAAAGUGUUAAUCUCGACGGUUUUGAGAAACUACAAAAUCCUUUCGAACUUGACAGAAAAGGACUUCAAAUUGCAGGUUGACAUCAUCCUAAAAAGGUCUGAUGGCUUUAGAAUAAAACUCGAACCUCGAAUCAAAAGUUAAUCUUUGAAAUAAUUGUUACAAUAAAGUUGCACUUUUCAAUGCAUGAGAAAAGAAAACAAACUUGAAAAAAAAUUCAUAAAUUUUUAACA
Messenger RNA from Belonocnema kinseyi, 1949 nucleotides. Its product is annotated as cytochrome P450 4g15-like. NCBI's taxonomy places the organism in Eukaryota, Metazoa, Arthropoda, Insecta, Hymenoptera, Cynipidae. Gene Ontology annotation, molecular function: iron ion binding; oxidoreductase activity, acting on paired donors, with incorporation or reduction of molecular oxygen; monooxygenase activity. The transcript is spliced from 9 exons. The coding region runs from base 202 to 1860 and encodes 552 amino acids. The record is from RefSeq and is a predicted model, not a curated record.